AACUCUGUUGUCAAUCACUGUAGGUCAAAGCCUCUUACGUUUUCAGUUGCUGAAGGAAGCUCUAGGGAGGGGUUCAUCAGAAAAUACCCCCAGGGGCUGCUGUUGGUUCUGUAGCGACCAGUGAAUCUGUUAGGCUGCAUUACCCCGUAACACUGGUCAAGAAGUAGCAGCAGAGUAUGAUCAGCCCCAGUUAACCUCCUCAUUCCUGGACCUGCAGUUUCCCCGACUGUCUGCUUAGAGCUCCCUUCUGCUCUAGUAGCACCUCUCGCUUUUCCUCCAGGACCCUUCUCAAACCCCAGGUGCUGGUAGUGGGAUAAGGGGUCAAGGACACUUGGUGUAGGGGUGACCUGAAGAGAAAGUGAGGAAGGAGAAGAGCUGGCAGCAUGAGGCCUUAAUGCAAGACAUCCAGGAGCUGUUGUAGACUCAUGGGCAUAAAUUCUUUGGGACUGUUUUCUGCACGCUGGCAGAUGCUAAAGGAUCUUUGGCUUUGGUGUGGAUUAGAAAUGUGGUGCCUCUGCUCCUGUGUCCUGGUCUGGAGUGUUUACACUGAUAUACUUGUAUGGGUCCAGUGUGCAUCAGUAAAAUAGUUGACUGUUUCUAUAUCUAUUUUUCUAGUUUCUGUGCCAUUGUUAGUUUAUCAAGAUGUUUUAAAAUAAGCUUUUAUUUCUAUUUAUUUUUGUAAUGGGAAGUCUGAGCUGAUCCUGGAUCCUGUGGUAUUUCUGUACUGCAGAAAUGAGCUCUGUGGCGACAGACAAGGUUGCAGGAAAGCUGAGCUCUACUCUCUCAUGGGUGAAGAACACUGUAUCGCACACCGUCAGUCAAAUGGCCAGUCAGGUGGCAAGUCCAUCUGCCUCAUUACACACUACAUCCUCCUCUACCACUCUGUCUACGCCCGCGUUAUCACCAUCCUCACCAACACAGCUGAGUCCAGACGACUUAGAAUUACUUGCAAAACUUGAGGAACAGAACAGACUCUUGGAAACAGAUAGCAAAUCCUUGCGAUCAGUAAAUGGGUCGAGAAGAAAUAGUGGAUCUUCUCUUGUGUCUAGUUCGUCAGCUUCUAGCAAUCUGAGCCAUCUUGAAGAAGACUCAUGGAUCCUGUGGGGGAGGAUUGUGAAUGAAUGGGAAGAUGUACGGAAAAAGAAAGAAAAGCAAGUUAAGGAGCUUGUUCGAAAAGGGAUACCUCAUCAUUUCAGAGCAAUUGUUUGGCAACUUCUAUGCAGUGCUCAAAGCAUGCCAAUUAAGGAUCAGUAUUCAGAGCUUUUGAAAAUGACAUCUCCUUGUGAGAAAUUAAUAAGAAGGGACAUUGCUAGAACAUACCCUGAACAUGAUUUUUUUAAAGAAAAAGACAGCCUUGGACAGGAGGUCUUGUUCAACGUAAUGAAGGCUUAUUCUUUGGUGGAUCGAGAAGUUGGAUACUGUCAAGGAAGUGCUUUUAUAGUUGGAUUACUGCUUAUGCAGAUGCCAGAAGAAGAAGCAUUCUGUGUGUUUGUUAAAUUAAUGCAAGAUUACAGACUACGAGAACUCUUUAAACCAAGCAUGGCUGAACUGGGCCUUUGUAUGUACCAGUUUGAAUGCAUGAUACAGGAGCAUCUUCCAGAGCUUUAUGUGCACUUUCAGUCUCAGAGUUUCCACACUUCUAUGUAUGCCUCGUCAUGGUUUUUAACUAUAUUCCUUACAACUUUUCCACUACCAAUUGCAACGAGAAUAUUUGAUAUCUUUAUGUCUGAGGGUUUAGAGAUAGUAUUUCGAGUAGGUUUAGCAGUACUUCAGAUGAACCAAGCAGAAUUACUGCAACUUGACAUGGAAGGAAUGUUACAGCACUUUCAAAAGGUCAUUCCACAUCAGUUUGACAGUGGUCCAGACAAAUUAAUCCAAGCAUCUUACCAAGUCAAAUACAAUGCAAAAAAGAUGAAAAAGUUAGAAAAGGAAUACACUACAAUAAAGACAAAAGAAAUGGAAGAACAAGUUGAAAUUAAAAGGUUACGAACUGAAAAUAGACUCCUAAAACAGCGCAUUGAAACAUUAGAAAAAGAAAGUGCUUCCUUGGCAGAUAGAUUGAUACAGGGACAAGUGACAAGGGCCCAGGAGGCUGAGGAAAACUACCUCAUAAAACGGGAGCUGGCCACCAUCAAACAGCAGAGUGAUGAGGCCAUUACUAAACUGGAGCAAGCUGAGAAUACCAUCAGGGAGCUCCAACAGCAGCAGCAAUGGCAUAAAUGCAGUUCACGAUACAGUGAAGACUUUGUGCUACAGCUGGAAAAAGAGCUGGUCCAAGCCAGGCUGAGUGAAGCAGAAUCCCAUUGUGCCCUGAAGGAGAUGCAAGAUAAAGUUCUAGAGAUGGAAAAGAGGAACAGCUCUCUCCCUGAUGAGGAAAAUGUUGCUAGACUACAGGAAGAACUGAUUGCGGUAAAAUUAAGAGAAGCAGAAGCUCUGAUGGGUCUCAAAGAACUAAGGCAACAAGUCAAAGAUUUGGAGGAACACUGGCAGCGUCAUCUAGCUCGUACCACUGGAAGAUGGAAAGACCCUCCCAGAAAAAACACAGUGAAUGAGCUACAGGAUGAGCUGAUGACAGUCCGAUUGAGAGAAGCGGAAACUCAGGCUGAACUGAAAGAGACCAAACAAAGAAUGAUGGAGAUGGAAACGCAGAAUCAGAUCAAUAGUAACCAUUUACGAAGGGCAGAGCAAGAGCUUACCAACCUACAGGGGAAGGUACAGUAUCUUUCUGCACAGAACAAAGGACUUCUUUCUCAGCUGAAUGAAGCAAAACGUAGACAAGCAGAGAUUGAAUGCAAGAGUAAAGAAGAAGUGAUGGCAGUACGGCUCCGUGAGGCAGACCGCAUUGCAGCUGUGGCUGAACUCCAACAGCAUAUUGCUGAAUUAGAAAUCCAGAAAGAAGAAGGAAAAAUUCAAGGGCAGCUUAAUAAAUCUGAUUCUAACCAGUACAUCAGAGAACUGAAAGAUCAGAUAGCUGAGCUGCAUCAUGAGAUCAAAUGUCUAAAAGGCCAGAGAGACUUCUCAGACCAACCCACUUUUGAUGGGAUUCACAUUGUCAACCAUUUCACAGGAGAUGAUGAAUCAUUUCAUUCUUCUGAUGAAGAUUUUAUAACUAACUCCAUACAGGAGAGUGGGGUGAACUUUCAUCUACACAGGAGGACUGGUCAGAUGGCUUUGGAUCACACAGUUGUAGACAGCAGUGACAGUGAUACCGAGGAAAGUGCCCUUCAGACCGGGAAUUCAGACAAGAUGGUUUCUAAGCAGAGAAGAAUGGAAUCUUACUCUACUACUGUGUGAUUAUCACUGUGACUAGCAUUGAAGACUUUUGUAUUUCUUUAAGGGUGAAAUUGUCAGGUAACUGCAACUAUCCAGCAGUUGGUUUAGGUUACUAUUGGAUCUGGUCUGGCCUGUGACAAAUACAUACAUGUACUGUCUAUCUUCCUUCUCUCUUUGCCAAAUCUUGCUGAUGACGUACCGUUGCCAUAAAACAGGCUGGGAAGAAGUUGAUGGAUGACAGUUGUGACAGUAUUACUGAGUGUUCCUUGGUUUAGAAACUGCAAAUAUAUAAUUUCUUUAAUGCAUAAGAACCAUUUUUGCCGUUCACAAACACAGGAAUUUAUUUUCCUCAAAAGAAAUUGCUCUUGUGCAAUAUUUUACGCUCUGAACAAAUGUGUAUGUUUUACAUUGUUAUCCAUUUGUGAUCAAGAUGGAACCUAGUAAACCAUCCGAUCAUGACCCAUAUAUAUAUAUAUAAUUAUCUUAUGCUUCUCAGUUACUUUUGUUUUUACUGAAGUUAUUGGAUGCCCACAGAAGGCUUGAAAGAGGAGCCUUUAUCUGUACUACUUUAUAUAUACAAAUAAUGGUCACUAAUGUCAUAAAGGUGUUUUUCACCAUUUUCACUUAAAUCUAUGUGCAUCUGCUUUAAUGUUGCUAAGUAAUACCUGGUCUGAAUAUAUUAAUUACAAUAAUGUUUAUUUUGUACAUAUUUAUAUAUCUACACCAAGCUGAAAAUGUACAUGACACCAUUUUAUAUGAGGAAUGUAAAUGUUGCAAUAUUACUGUCUCUGGUAUUCUAACAGGAAAAUGAAUUCUAUAUAUACACACUAGAAAUGAAUUACUAAAAGGCAAAACACUAACUUUACAUUAAGUUUCAGCCUAGCUACACUAACAGGUUCAUGUCGGAAGCGCUUGUUCAAAACACUAUUGACUGAAAUCUUUUACCUUCAUAUAUAUGUAAUGAAAAUAAAUUUUUCAUGAUUUAACAA
Harpia harpyja (harpy eagle) is the source of this 4262-nucleotide messenger RNA. RefSeq names its product ecotropic viral integration site 5 (gene EVI5). NCBI's taxonomy places the organism in Eukaryota, Metazoa, Chordata, Aves, Accipitriformes, Accipitridae. The record is from RefSeq and is a predicted model, not a curated record. The transcript has 20 exons. The coding region runs from base 733 to 3294 and encodes 853 amino acids.